Petromyzon marinus (sea lamprey) is the source of this 2940-nucleotide messenger RNA. RefSeq lists its product as uncharacterized. Gene Ontology annotation, cellular component: membrane. The record is from RefSeq and is a predicted model, not a curated record. Lineage: Eukaryota; Metazoa; Chordata; Hyperoartia; Petromyzontiformes; Petromyzontidae.
CCCCCAGGAGGGGGUGGGCCCCCUCCUGGGGGCCCACCCUCUAGGUAUAGGAUGAAUCACAUCGGCCUGCAAUCUCUCACGCGUUCUUUCAUGCUCAUCCUCAGGUAUGCAGACAUGUUACUUUUCCGGUUCAUCAUCUGACUGAGCAACUUGCGAAAUCUUCCACGCGGAGAGAGAGAGAGUCUAUGUGCGCAGCCGCUUGCUUGUCCACUCUCAGCUAUUGACUCAAAGGGUAGUACAGGAACCCAUAGAGUCACACAACGAGCCGUAUACUCACAUAGACACCCAUAGACUUAUCACACAGACACCCAUCGACUCAUCACACAUACACCCACAGACUCAGAAACCCAUAGAGUCACCACACAGAGACCCAUAGACUCAUCACAGAGACCUAUUGACACCUCCUCAUCCUGCCGUGGUUAGCAGAGCCGGUUUCUUCAGUGAGAUCUCGCCAUGGCAUUCGCGAGGCUGUACCAAUCAAGGCUGAACCUUGGCCAAACCUUGCAGACCCUAGCUCUACUCUUGUCUUGCGCGGUGCUCUGCAAGGUGGGAGCUGCUGCUAAGCUUGCUGUGGAGGGCCCACCGGGUGUGGUGGUGGUGCAAGCCGGGGCUACGGCCACGCUCGGCUGCUCCUUCCCCUGCGGCACCGUUGGGGUGCAGAGCACCGUGGUGGAGUGGGAUAUGGUUGAGAGAGGGGACAAGAUCCUCAUGAUGGACGGCGUCCCCUGGCCCAUGAUCCCGCGAGCUGCAUGGAUCGGAGACUUCUCGACCUGCAACGCCUCCAUCUCCUUGUCUGAUGUGCGCGAGUCCGACUCCGGGACCUACUGCUGCAGCGUCCUGCUACUCAACAUGUACUACGAAGGAGAGGCCUACGUGACCCUCAGGGUCCUGAGUCCAUCUUCCGUGACUUCUAAGAUGGACAGCCCUAUGGCCUCGCCCUCAGCCUCUGAGAGGGUCGGAGUCAUUGCUGCCAUCAUGCUGAUCGUGGCGAUUGCCGUUCUCCUGGCGAGCUGUGUCGCUGUUAAAAAACGGAGGAGAUCAAGAAUGAAGAGAGUGGAGGGAGAUGAAGAGAAGCAAACGAAUAAAAGGAACAUCUCAAUCCCUCCAUCGAGACAGCAGAAUGACGAAGGGAAGAGCUUCUUUCAAAAAUGCCACCAAGAAGAAUGCUGGCUACCGUGAUCUACAGAGCUGGGAAUCAGUUCCUCUACAGAUCUCAUUUCUCUUUCUGUCUCUCUCUCUCUGCAUGCAGAUCUGUGGUGGCAGUGAGAUGUUAUCUCCCUCGCAUGUUAUGCAGGAGGUCGUGGGUUCACUCCCGAUCCUGACGAUGCCUGUUGUAUAUUUUGUAGUCCGCAUGUUUUCUCUCUCUCUUUCUCCCCAUGGUCAUUGCAUGGAUUAUUUCCGGGCCCUCCGUUUUUUAUGUCGAACUGAACUUCUUUUGAACCAUACGCAGCCUACCGUGCUUAUUGGAGGUGCAUCAACAUGAGAAUCAACAUGAGUUUAGAGUAUUUAGUGUGCCUUACCUAGUAUAUAAUUUUUUUAUAUAUUUUACGUGGCUAGGUUGCCAUGCAAUUCUUGCCAGCCGACAGACAAACUUCCACAAUUACAUAAAAAAAUGUAACUUAAUAGCAGUAAUUAUUUUGUAAAAUUACAGUCACACUUCAAAGUCAGUGGUUGUAAUCAAAGGGUGAUUUGGAGUGAAGACAGAGAGCCAGAAUGAAGAUGCCAAGACACGAGACUAGGUGAUUCCAAACACAUUGGGGUUAGCUACAUUAAAUGCUUGUGUCAAAUCUGGGGAACUGUUAACAGAUGAUCAGACACACUUCACGGCUCUUUCAGGAUUUCCCAACGGAAAAAGCAUGUCAGACAAAUAGCCAAAGAGAUCUCCUGAAUGCCAAACAUAUCUAUUAUUUCGUCUUCAAUAUCGUAUUUAUUUAUUUAUUCAUGACAAUGACAUCCGUACGUUGAACUUAUUUCUCACCACACGUAGCUAGCCAUGCUUAUAGACUGGUGACAAGGGGCCUGGAAUACAAAUCAGACCACCCUGCAUCUCUGUGUAAACCAUGUGGUUAUUCUCGUUAUUCAUGGUGCAAACAUUCACACGAAUGUGUUUGGGAGGGCAUGAUAACCGCAUUAGAAACCGCGUGGGCAAUGCUGGUUCAUGAUUAGCUCAGGAUUGAUGGGCCGUACUUUAGGCCCCAAAGACAAAGAUCCCACUUAUAGCCUUUACAGACUGUAGGGGCCAGUGCUAUUAUUAGCACAUAUGAAGGCCGGCACUGCACAUGAGGGGGUGGCCGGCACUGCCAUGAGGGGGUGGCCAGCACCACCACCAUAUACUCAUUUGAGACCCAAGUCGACCUAGGAGUCAAGUCCAGAACUGAUUCAGAUAAUCGGCACUGGUGUUGACCGUCAGGGGAAAUCCAACUCAGAUCUCUGCUGGGGUUUGUAGCGCUGCGCGCUAACCACUGCGCCAACGCUUUCCCCACAUUUUGGACACCACCGUUCCUCAGUGGGUCCCGUUCACCGCUAAAUCUCGGAACGCAGGCAGCGUUUCAGCUUCAAUGUUAUUGAGAGAGGCAUAGUAGCGCCGUCGUUUUUAAAGACGUUACUUACCGCAGAGAACCACGCUCUACGAUAGCUGGCGCCAAACUAUGCCACACAUCUGCCCGCAUGGCCUUGUGGGAGGAUCGAUACUGAUAGUUACUUUAGUUAUUUUAUUUGUUAAAAGGUUAACAUUAAUCUUUAGCCAUCCUUAAUUAUAGAAUAACACUUGCUUUACUUUCUAUAAUAUAUGGAAGAACCUGGUGAACUUAAAACAAUAUUUCUAGAUUUGAAGCUUUCGUGACUGCAAGGAUUCACUCUUUGUUUUUUUUGCGGUAAAGUCACGUAGGUACAAUAAAAAAAAUGAAAACUAAAUUAUAUCACGACGUUUCGGAGGCAACA